GAACCAAUCAGGUGACAGGUGGUGAAAGAGGAAGACGGGCCGUAGAGAACACACAGGAAAAUGGCGCCCAGCUCGAAAUCAGAAAAGGACAACAACAAACAGAAACCUCAGAGAAAGCAUAAAGAACAUGUCGUGAAGCUGCUCAACAGCGGAAAGCUGAAUGGCCAGUUCUCUCAACGCCUCUUCCGCAAACUGCCUCCACGGGUUUGCGUCCCUUUGAAGAACAUAGUCAGUGAAGAGUUCCUCAGCGCAGGCCACAUCUUUCUAGGCUUCACCAAGUGCGGCCGGUACGUCCUCUCCUACACCAGCGACUGUGGAGAAGAUGACGACUUCUCCUUCUACACCUACCAUCUGUACUGGUGGGAGUUCAACAUUCAGAGUCGACUAAAACAGGUGCAUCAUGUUCGCCUGUUUUCAGGAGAGGACAUCUACAGUGAUCUUUACCUGACUGUGUGUGAGUGGCCCAACGACCGAUCCAAGAUCGUCAUCUUUGGCUUCAAUACCCGUAGCUCCAGCUCAGUGCUGAUGAACCUGAUGAUGAGUGAUGAGAACAACAGAGACAUCUACAUCACCAUCGCCUCCAUGCCUCCUGCCCUGCCCUGCUCUCACUGCUGCCCUGCCUCCACUGCCUCCACCAUACGCACAGGCAGUGGGGGGUGCCUGGAGCAUGGCUAUGUGCUGAACUCCAGGUACCAGGUGGUCUACCCCUUCCCCACCUUCCAGCCCGCCUUCCAGCUGAAGAAGGACCAGGUGAUCCUGCUGAACACCAGCUACUCCCUGGUGGCCUGCAGUGUGUCCCUCUGCCCCGCAGGUGAGCAGGGUCAGCUGUGCCAGAUUCUAAACAGGAAGAAGACUCCGCCCCCAUGUGGAGAAGCCCCGCCCUCCUCGCCCUCGCUUCCAGGCUCCCCCGACUGCAAGACCCCCGCCGACAAACCCGUCCCGGCCCCUUCCCCCCCCAGCCAAUCACAGCUGACGGCGGCGGCACGAGCGCGGGAGUUUGCGGCCGACCUGUUCCUCCUCGCCCAGGGACGACGGGUGGGGGGGAGGGGGGAGAGAACGCCGGGGGGAGGGGUGGGGAGGGGAGAGGGGAGCGUGGCGGAAGAGGGAGGAGAGGAGGACAGGCUGUCAUCUCCACAGCCCUCCACCUCAGGCGGGAACCAAACCUCGGCAGGGUCGUCAGACCAGCAGGACGCUGUUCACUGUGACGCAGCUUCGUCCCCCGCCUCCACGUGCUCGUCGCCUCCCUCCUCCUCCUCCCCUCCGGAUGGCGACGCCAGCGAGCCAGGAUACGUUAGCUACACGCGGCAGCAGUACCGCCUGCAGCAGCCGGGGGCGCCAGAGCAGGACACCACAGGUUAUGAGGAUGAGAAGGUGCAGCUGCCGGUGACAGUGAGUGACCUGAGGGGGCGGAACCUGCAGCUGGUCACAGGGCCGUACAGCGGACAGACUGUGUGUGUGGAGCAGCUGACUUUAGACUUUGAGUAUCUGAUCAACGAGGUGAUCAGGAGAGACGCUGCCUGGGUCGCUCAGUUCUGCUCCUUCAGCGACUACGACGUGGUCAUCCUGGAGGUGUGUCCAGAGACCAACACGGUGGUUAUCAACAUCGGUCUGCUGCUGCUCGCCUUCUCUACAGCAGAGGAGGAACACUGCAGACCAAACACCUACCACUCCAGUCUUCAGGUCAGCUGGGACCUCAACACAGGGGCGUGUCACACCGUCGGGGUUGGUGACCUCACGGAGGUCAAGGGUCAGACCAGUGUGUGGAGCUCCUACAGAACGUGUAUAAACACGGUGAUGAAGUGGCUCGUUCCAGAGACCAGCUCCAGAUACAUCAACCGCAUGACCAACGAGGCGCUGCACAAAGGUGUGUGUGUCUGCUGAUCCUCUCACACACACACACACACAA
Molecule: messenger RNA, 1906 nt
Organism: Osmerus eperlanus (European smelt)
Lineage: Eukaryota; Metazoa; Chordata; Actinopteri; Osmeriformes; Osmeridae
Gene: dcaf15
Product: DDB1 and CUL4 associated factor 15
Biological process (GO): protein ubiquitination
Cellular component (GO): Cul4-RING E3 ubiquitin ligase complex
Source: RefSeq, a predicted model, not a curated record